Messenger RNA from Rubroshorea leprosula, 1594 nucleotides. NCBI's taxonomy places the organism in Eukaryota, Viridiplantae, Streptophyta, Magnoliopsida, Malvales, Dipterocarpaceae. The record is from the annotation of a GenBank genome assembly.
GGUCCAAGUGCUCUCGACACUUUCAAAGCAAAGUAGCCACUACACAAAGAGCUGCCAUAAAGGGGGAGUCCUCGAUCUCAUCGAAUCCUAAAAAGGUCCUUUCCUUCUUCUACUUUUCUACCCGACUUACUCACCGUUCUCCACAUUGGCUCCCUCAGUCCCUCAUAGAUACUUGCUUUCCUCUGUGAAAGUUAAUUUAUUGAGAAUGGCAGUGGCAACGGCAUCUAGCCUUCAAAUGGCAACAGGGAGACCAUGCCUAUCCCCUUCAAACAGAAUUGUGAAGGCAGGUGCUGCCAUUCUAGGUGCCAAUUCUAGAUGCCUGUCAUGGAUGAAGCUUACAAGUACAAGCCAUAUAUCAUCUUUGCAAUCUUUUCAAAGGAGUUUCACAUCAUCUUCUGUGAAAUUUAAUAAGUUUGUUCCUAAGGCUAUGUCUGGAUCCAGCGAAAAUCAACCUGUUUCUGGGUUGCCAAUUGACUUGAAAGGUAAGAGAGCAUUUAUUGCUGGCAUAGCCGAUGACAAUGGAUAUGGGUGGGCAAUAGCAAAAUCUCUUGCUGCUGCAGGUGCUGAAAUCCUAGUUGGAACUUGGGUGCCUGCUUUGAACAUUUUUGAAACCAGCUUGCGGCGUGGGAAAUUUGAUGAAUCACGUGUGUUGCCAGAUGGUUCUUUGAUGGAAAUUACUAAAGUUUAUCCCCUAGAUGCAGUUUAUGACAGCCCUGAGGAUGUACCUGAAGAUGUAAAAACAAAUAAACGUUAUGCUGGGUCUAGUAAUUGGACAGUUAAGGAAGCUGCUGAAUCUGUCAAACAAGAUUUUGGCACCAUUGACAUUCUUGUGCAUUCAUUGGCUAAUGGACCAGAGGUGAGCAAACCUCUGCUAGAGACAUCAAGGCAUGGAUAUCUUGCAGCUUUGUCUGCAUCAAGCUACUCCUAUGUUUCUUUGCUCAAGCAUUUUAUUCCUAUAAUGAAUCCAGGUGGUUCCUCAAUUUCUCUUACAUAUAUUGCUUCAGAGAGAAUAAUUCCAGGUUAUGGUGGAGGGAUGAGUUCUGCUAAAGCUGCAUUAGAAAGUGAUACAAGAGUUCUUGCUUUUGAGGCAGGAAGAAAACAUAAAAUCAGGGUCAACACAAUAUCUGCUGGUCCUCUAAGAAGUCGUGCUGCAAAAGCAAUUGGAUUUAUUGACAUGAUGAUUGAUUAUUCAUUGGCAAAUGCACCCCUCCAGAAAGAACUAUCUGCUGAGGAGGUGGGAAACACUGCUGCAUUCUUGGCAUCACCUCUGGCUUCUGCCAUCACUGGUGCUGUUAUAUAUGUCGACAACGGCCUGAAUGCAAUGGGUGUCGGAGUUGACAGUCCGAUAUUCACAGACCUCAACAUACCAGGCGAAAAGCACUAAAAUUAGCCACAUGGAGAUCAAUAUAGAAUGAAUAAAAACGCUUAGCAUUUGGCUCUGUAUUUUCUUCUAGGGAUAAUUUGAUCAGUUGCUUAAGAAAUCUUGUCUUUUUUACCAUUAAAUUUUUGGACUUUUAGGUAGAGACUCUGCAAGUUUCUAGCAUGUCUGAAUUUGAACUUUAAAAUUUUUAUGAAACAAAUCUGAGAUUGAUCA